AUGAUGCAGAUGUUAGAGAUUUGGAGCGUUGAUGACUCCAAGCUACAAGUACUAUUGUUGUUAACAUCGACUAUAUUGGUAGUUGUGGUAUUGGUGUUGCUACUGUAUAUGUACGUUAGACCAAGGUUGCUGGCAUUGUUCGACCCCUUCCGCCUGCUAGACACCAAGUGUCACUUCUGCCACGCCUACAACAAAGUACCAUUAAAUCAGCGCAACAACUGGACAUGCAUCACAUGUGAUCAAUACAAUGGGUUCAACAGCGAUGGUGACUAUAACAUCGACUUCUCGGCCAUGGUUCAUAAUCAACAGUUGCAACAACAACAACAAGGUAUUGGUCCAAUACCUCGCACAACCUCCUCUUCAACAUCAUCAUCAUCAUCAUCACAAACAUUAUGCGCCAAGUGUCAAUAUCAACUUCAAACAAAGACAAUGGAUCUGCAACAGUUCGAAGCAGAGACAGAGGAUUGGUCAAAGUAUGAGAGGUAUAGACGUGAGCGAGAGAGUCAGUUCAAGUUGUGUGCUCAAUGUGAGGCAUACACUUCAAGUGAGAUCAGUAGAGUCAAUCGAUAUGUAAUAUCGACACAAUAUAACAAUCAGUUCAACUCGCCCAAGUCCUCGCCCUAUGUCUCCUCGCCACUUGUCGGCAUGGGGGCGUCUACAACUACCACACACGCCGCCACGUCAAAGUCAUCCGCCACAAGUGGACUUGGACAUGGACAACGAGACAACCUAGUUCAAGUUAGACAAUUCAUCAAUCACAUCAUAUACCUACUACUCAUCGUAUUGAUGAUACAUUAUCUACUCAAGAUCGACUCAUCUAUACGUGGACAAGAUAAUAGUAUUAUAAUGAUAUCGGAUACGAUUGAACUUGCAGUGUUGGCAAGCUUUUGUAUGCUAAAGAGUGUCAAUAUUGUUGUUCAUUAUCGGAUACAGUCUACGCGUAGAUUCAGUCACUUUAGGACGCCACGAGGCGAAGUUACAUUUGAAUCGAUCGCAUUCCUUCUAUCAAUGUUAAUCAAACUAUUGAUGAGAUAUACAAGUCAACUAGAUAUCUCAACAAUACCAAUACAAGAGUGGAUAAUGGUUCAUGAACUAUCGCGAAUCACAAUUCAAUCGAUAAUCAGUCUCUGGAAACACUUCUCACAAGACAACACAUUCUACUUUAUGUUCCUAAUACUUGUAUUCUACAUGCACCGUACCGAUGUAAACAAGAGUAUGAACAAUACAAUAGUAAUGGUAGAUAGAACACAACAUCAGCAACACAAUCAACAGAAUCAACAGAAUCAACAACAACAACAUGUUUCACCAAACACAAAGAAGAAGAGGUCACCAUUCGAUCUCGACCUUCCACUCACUGGAGACCAACAAGAUGGUCGCUCCACAACUCAUAUUGACAAGAAUGGUCUUCACAAGCUACUUGACAAUCUCAAAGAUGAAUCCAACAUUAUGGCCAACAUCUCAACACUUGAGUUGAGUGAUAUAGAUGAUAGUAAUGGAGGUAGAGAUAGAGGAGUAUCAAGAUUUAGUAUUAUCAUUGGUCAGCUGAUAUCAUUGCUUGGAAGAUUGAUACAAUGGAUGGUUCAGAUAUCAUUCAAGUACAAACAGUUCAUAAUGGGCAUUAUACUUUGUGUAAUCAUUCAAUUGAUAAUCAUUGUUUGCAACAACAAAGCAUCAUGA
This is a messenger RNA of Acytostelium subglobosum LB1, 1677 nucleotides long. RefSeq lists its product as hypothetical. NCBI's taxonomy places the organism in Eukaryota, Evosea, Eumycetozoa, Acytosteliales, Acytosteliaceae. The record is from RefSeq and is a predicted model, not a curated record. The transcript has 3 exons. Gene Ontology annotation, molecular function: actin filament binding; lamin binding. Gene Ontology annotation, cellular component: nuclear membrane. Bases 1 to 1677 code for a protein of 558 amino acids. Gene Ontology annotation, biological process: nuclear migration along microtubule.